This is a messenger RNA of Sclerotinia sclerotiorum 1980 UF-70, 177 nucleotides long. RefSeq lists its product with no specific name. The record is from RefSeq and is a predicted model, not a curated record. NCBI's taxonomy places the organism in Eukaryota, Fungi, Ascomycota, Leotiomycetes, Helotiales, Sclerotiniaceae. Bases 1 to 177 code for a protein of 58 amino acids. The transcript is spliced from 2 exons.
AUGACCAUUUCAUCGGAGAAAAAAUUCUUGCUAUUCUCUGGUCGUCCUAAUCGCUUUCGUCGGGUUCGGUCCAGAGCUAGCAAGAAGUGUAAGGGUGCUGCAGGCAAAAGAUCGACACUUGGAUGUUCGGGAGUGUCAGGUCAUCUACAUUAUGAGAAGAGUGCUAUGCCUAGGUAG